Ziziphus jujuba (common jujube) is the source of this 1819-nucleotide messenger RNA. RefSeq lists its product as uncharacterized. The transcript has 2 exons. The record is from RefSeq and is a predicted model, not a curated record. Lineage: Eukaryota; Viridiplantae; Streptophyta; Magnoliopsida; Rosales; Rhamnaceae. The coding region runs from base 167 to 1705 and encodes 512 amino acids.
UACUGUUAAUGGCCUAGUGAUCAAAUGGAACCAAGUUGAUCCAACUAAACAUAAGAAAAAAGAUUGUUAAUUUCAUUGACUUGGCAUGUGAUAUAGUUCUGAUUGUUAUAGGCUUGUGUUCGGUCCACUUCUCGUUAAUUUACAUUCAAGAUCUCAGUCUGAUGCGAUGUCUUCUCAACCUAAACCAGUAGAAUUGGAGCUUGCUUCAGACAAGAAAACUUCUCAACCUAAGGCUGUUAAACCAAAAGAAUUGGAGCAUGCUUUAGACAACAAAACUUCUCAACCUGAGGCUCUUAAACCAAUAGAGUUGGAGCUUGCUAUAGACAAGAAAAAUAACCAAGUUCUAUAUGCAGAGUCAAAAAAGGAUUUUGUUGAUGUUUUGCUCAGCUUUCUUACAUUGCCAAUGGGAACAAUUAUAAGACUAGCUGAUAAGAAAUCAGGAAUUGGAUGUAUGGAUGAAUUGUAUAAGAGUGUACAGGCCUUUGAUGAAGAAUGUUUUCCAGCAAAAACUAGCAAGACCAUGUUACUUAAUCCAAGAAGCGCUUGUGGAUUAAUGUACAAUAAGUUAGCCGUAAAGGUUGAUGAAACAGAUUAUACAAUACUCUACGUUUGUAGAACAUCUCCAUGCUUGAACAGCUCUCUUGGAUUGGUCAGUUUGGUCAAGAAUUCAAUCUGUGCUUGUGGAAAAGCCAUGGACAAGAAGAUUUACCUGCAGAGAAAAGGUGAGGAUACUGGUAGGGGUUUCACCAAUGAUGAAAUUGAUAGGUAUAUUAUACGUGACGAUUUGCUGGUAUUACCAGCAUCAGUAGAUCACACUCUUUCAUGGCUUCGAAGAAAAGGAAUAAAAGAUAGCACUGAAGUCAAGAUGGAGAUAGUCAAGGUUGGUCUUGAGGAUGUUUUGCAUCUGCUUCAACGUUCCAUGAUCUCCACCACACCCCUGACAGAUGUGUUUAAGCUCAAGGAUAACAAUAACAUUUUGUCCAACUCAUUAAGCAUUCCUUAUCACUGUCGAACGGUUAUUAAUGAUUCCAUUUCCAAGGAGAUGGAAGUGAAACUAUGGUUCAACAAAUCCUCAAAGGAAAUACUAUGUGUUGAAGCAGAAGGAGCAGAUUUCGUUGAUUUCUUGUUCACCUUUCUCACCUUUCCUUUAGGUGCCAUCAUAAAAAUGUUUGAGGGGCAUUCUUCCAUGGGAAGUGUGGAUCAGUUGUAUGAGAGUGCACAUAAUUUCAGUGACAUGCAAAUAAUUUCGACAGAAUGCACGGAAAUGCUGCUUAGUCCAAAGCUUGAACGCAUGUUUGGUUGCAGUAACCAACUGCUCCAAAUAGAGGAGAAGACUACUCCAGCAGUGUUUGAUCAUAAGAACUGUUCUUGUUCUCAUCAGGAAAAAUACUGCCUGCAUUUAGAAGUUGAACUCAAGCUAAUGAAUCCCAAAAGACCUGGCGAGACAACAACUGGUGGUUGUUUCAUCAAAGGACGUCGUCGGCUGUUGGUCACCGACAAGCUUGAAAUUAAACGCUUAUCAACUGUCUCCGAUAUACACAAGCUUGGAAAUACUCCCUUAGAUGACAUGGAAUCCACGUAUGUUAGAGUUGGAGAAGAAGAGGCUCUAAAUCUUCUUCAAGCCUCUCUCAUCUCCAAAAGUGUUCUCAGCCAUGCUUUCAGCGCCAGAGUGAUCAACAGAUCAGAGGGAUCGAAUUACUACUAAACAACAGAAAUCUUGUUUUAAAAAGUAAUAAAUUUCUUUUUAAAAAAAAAAAGAAAGGAAAAGAAAAUUUGCGAAUGGGAUUUUAGUACAGGACAUCCUGCCAUAAUAUAAUUA